UUGGGAGAGAGGCAGCUGUUUGAGGCUGCAUUGAGAGGCAGCUGUGCUUGUGAUUGACUCUUGUAAGACAUUUUUGUUAUCUUCUCUUCACUCUGGAUGCCAUUUCCUGACCAGAUUCUUCAUGUGAGAAAGCAGUGUUUCUUCCAGAAUGGCUGUCUUGAAACUUACAGAACAGCCUCUGCUAGUCCAAGCAAUUUUCAAUGCCGACCCAGAUGAGAUACGUAUGUUGAUCUACAAAACAGAAGAUGUAAAUGCUUUGGAUAACGAAAAACGGACCCCCCUUCACUGUGCAGCAUUUCUUGGAGAUGCAGAAAUCAUUGAACUUCUGAUUUUGUCAGGAGCUCGUGUAAAUGCUAAAGACAAUAUGUGGCUGACUCCUCUUCAUCGUGCUGUUGCUUCGAGAAGUGAGGAAGCAGUACAAAUGUUAAUUAAGCAUUCUGCGGAUGUCAAUGCUCGAGAUAAGAACUGGCAAACCCCUUUGCAUGUAGCUGCAGCUUACAAAGCAGUCAAGUGUGCAGAAGUGAUAAUUCCGUUACUGAGCAGUGUCAAUGUUUCUGACAGAGGAGGACGUACAGCCUUGCAUCAUGCAACCUUGAAUGGACAUAUAGAGAUGGUAAAUCUACUCUUAGCCAGAGGGGCAAAUAUAAAUGCUUUUGAUAAGAAGGACAGGCGAGCUCUUCAUUGGGCAGCAUACAUGGGCCAUCUUGAAGUUGUAACAUUGUUGAUCAGUUGUGGUGCAGAGGUCACAUGUAAAGAUAAGAAAGGUUACACUCCACUCCAUGCCGCUGCAUCGAAUGGACAACUUAGUGUUGUAAAACAUCUCCUUAACCUCAGUGCAGAAGUUGAUGAAGUAAAUGUUUAUGGCAAUACUGCUCUUCAUAUUGCCUGCUAUAAUGGUCAAGAUGCUAUUGUUAAUGAAUUAAUAGACUAUGGAGCCAAUGUGAAUCAGCCAAAUAACAAAGGUUUCACCCCGUUACACUUUGCUGCAGCCUCUGUUCAUGGCGCUAUGUGUCUUGAAUUAUUGGUCAGUAAUGGAGCUGAUGUUAAUAUGCAGAGUUAUGAUGGAAAAGGUCCACUGCACAUGACUGCUGCUUACGGAAGGUUUGCAAGAUCUCAAACACUUUUAAAGAAUGGAAGUGCAGUAGACUGUAGUGAUAGAGAUGGCAAUACUCCAUUACAUGUGGCUGCAAGAUAUGGUCAUGAACUCUUAAUUAACUCUCUCCUGGCUAAUGGUGCUUCUACAGCAAAAUGUAGCAUCCACAACAUGUUUCCCUUGCACUUAGCAGCGUUAUAUGCACACUCCGAAUGCUGCAGGAAGCUUUUGUCAUCAGGUUGGAAUUUGUCAACUGAAAGAUUUGAAAUAAAUGCACUGGAUAUGUUUGGAAGGACAUGUCUGCAUGCUGCUGCAGCAGGAGGGAAUGUAGAUUGUGUGCAGCUCUUACAGGACAGUGGAGCAGAUUACAGUAUAAAAGACAAAUGUGGACGGGCACCUUUACACUAUGCAGCAAUGAACUGCCAAUUCAAAUGUGUUGAGCGUUUAAUAAACUCAGGUGCUAAAAUUAAUGAAACUGAUGAAUGGGGACGGACAGCCUUGCACUAUGCAGCAGCUUCGGACAUUGACAGAAAGGGACAGAACAUUCUGAGUAAUAUAAGUGAAAGUGAAGAAGAGACAGUAAAGGCAGAGAUCAGAAAACAAAGUGAAGCUGCAGAGUGCAUAGAAUUUCUCCUUCAGAACAAAGCUGACCCACUUCUAUUUGACAAUGCUGGAUACAAUGCUGUCCAUUAUGCUGCAGCAUAUGGUCAUAGGAAAUGUUUGGAAUAUCUUCUGGAAAGAACUAGGAUCUGCCGAAAUGAACCAAUUGUAUCAACUGCAAAAAGUCCGUUGCAUUUAGCGGCAUACAAUGGACAUUACCAUGCCCUGGAACUGCUUCUACAGUCAUUUGCAGAUGUGGACAUAAGAGAUGAGAAAGGUCGAACACCUUUAGAUCUUGCUGCUUUUAAAGGUCAUACGGAAUGUGUUGAAUCUCUUAUUAACCAGGGGGCCUCCGUUCUUGUAAAAGACUUAGUCACUGAAAGGACUCCUCUUCAUGCAGCUGUUAUUAACGGCCAUACAUCAUGUUUACGGUUGUUACUUGAAAUGACUGAUACAACUGAGGUAGUUGAUGUGGUGGAUUCAAAAAAACAAACUCCUUUGAUGCUUGCAGUAGCAUAUGGACACAUUGAUGCAGUGUCUUUGUUACUUGAAAAAGAGGCAUCAGUAGAUGCAGCUGAUGUUUAUGGAUGUACAGCAUUGCAUAGAGGGAUUAUGACAGGCCAUGAAGAAUGUAUCCAGAUGCUGUUGGAUCAAGAAGCAUCUCUUUUAUGGAAGGAUUGUAGAGGAAGGACACCUUUACACUUUGCAGCAGCCCGUGGUCACGCUACUCUGCUCAGUGAGCUGUUACAGAUGGCACUGUCCGAGGGAGAUUGCAAUUUCCGAGACAAUGAAGGAUAUACACUUUUGCAUUGGUCAGCCUAUAAUGGUAAUGAAAACUGUUUAGAAGUACUAUUAGAACAAAAAUCAUUCCGGAAUUUCCAGGGAAAUCUCUUCUCUCCCUUACAUUGUGCAGUAAUGAAUAACCAUGAGAACUGUGCUUCUUUGCUUAUUGGGUCAAUAGACGCAAGUAUUGUUAACUGUAAGGACCGCAAAGGAAGAACGCCACUUCAUGCAGCAGCUUUCGCCAAUCAUGUGGAUUGCCUGGAGCUUCUUUUAAGUUACAAUGCAAAUGUAAAUAUUGUGGACAAUGCAGGAAAAUCGCCACUUAUGAUUGCUGUUGAGAAAGGACAUCUAGAAUCUACAGAUAUUUUGUUAAAAGGACAAAAAGUGGAUUUGGCUGCGAAGGAUAAGCUUUUGAACACAGCACUGCACUGGUCAUGCAUUGCGGGCCAUAAAGAUUGUGCAAUGUUAAUUCUUGACAAGAUAGAAGAUAAAUACCUUAUCAAUGCAACAAAUAAAGCAUUACAAACACCUCUGCAUAUAGCUGCACGAAUUGGAUAUAAAAGUGUUGUUGAAAAAUUGAUAAGUAAAGGAGCGAGUGUUCUUGCACUUGAUGAAGAAGGACAUAUGGACCAAAUUGCUCUUCACUGAGAGAUUUGCAGAAAGAAGAAUGAAAUAAAUUAAGAAAAAGAUUAAAUUGGAAUUCAGGUAGCAGAUGAAAUGGACAAUAUAACCGAUUGCUUAUCAAAGCACCACAGCAGCUGAUAAAAACAAUGUGCCAAAAAUAUGGCUUUUGCUUAGUACUUUGUGCCCACUGUUAAGAUAUAAAUAAAAUAAUUAAUUACAUUGUUUGGAGUACUGAUUCUGGCUAGAACAAUUUUUGAUCUGUGUAUGUAAACCUGUUUUUUAUUAUAUUAAAGGGUAUGGAAUUUCAGAUAAAUGCUAAGCU
Molecule: messenger RNA, 3422 nt
Organism: Pelobates fuscus (common spadefoot toad)
Lineage: Eukaryota; Metazoa; Chordata; Amphibia; Anura; Pelobatidae
Gene: ANKRD44
Product: ankyrin repeat domain 44
Exons: 28
Coding region: 149-3124 (991 amino acids)
Biological process (GO): protein localization to ciliary inversin compartment
Cellular component (GO): ciliary inversin compartment
Molecular function (GO): protein binding
Source: RefSeq, a predicted model, not a curated record